Messenger RNA from Naegleria gruberi, 987 nucleotides. RefSeq lists its product as uncharacterized. Gene Ontology annotation, molecular function: UTP:glucose-1-phosphate uridylyltransferase activity. NCBI's taxonomy places the organism in Eukaryota, Heterolobosea, Eutetramitea, Acrasida, Naegleriidae. The record is from RefSeq and is a predicted model, not a curated record. The coding region runs from base 1 to 987 and encodes 328 amino acids. Gene Ontology annotation, biological process: biosynthetic process; UDP-alpha-D-glucose metabolic process. The transcript has a single exon.
AUGGCAAUCACCAAAGUCAUCAUACCUAUUGCAGGUCACGGCACGAGAAUGUUUCCUGCAUCAAAAGUCAUGCCAAAGGCUCUCUUUCCAAUCCUUGAUCCGAAAGAUAAACUUUGCAAGCCUAUUUUAUUAAUAAUUAUUGAACAUGCAGUGGAGGCGCUACUUGCAGAACAACCAGAAAUCGGAUGGGAUGAUAUUCAAGUUUGUAUUGUCAUGCAGGAAAAUCAGAGGAGUAUUAUAGAGGAAUUUUUCAAUGCGCCUUGUGCUUUUUCUAUGGAAGGAAAAGCAAAGGAAAUUCAAGAUUCGAUGAGAAUGAUUGAGAAAAUUUCAAAAACUCUGACUUUUAUUGUACAGGAGGAACAACUUGGAUUUGGACAUGCAUUGUUGUGUUGUGCUGAUAAAUUCAUUAAGGAGAAUGAGGCAUUUAUUGUCUUGUUGGGAGAUCAUAUCUAUACAUCGAGGACUCAAAGUGGAAAAAGUUGUUUGCAGUAUGCUGUUAGAGCUUUUAACAAGUUCAAUAAGGCUAUUGUCACAUUGGAUACCAUUUCAGAAAAACAUACGUAUGCAAAUGGUGUGCUAAAGAUUGGACAAGUAUUGGAGAAGGAGAGUGAGGUUGUUUAUACGUCCAUUCUGACUACUAUUGAGAAACCGAACAAGAUUCAAUGUGAAAAUCACAAUCUCUAUAUAACAGAGGAGGAGUUACAAAUGCUUGAAGUGGAGAGAACAUGUAAGAAUGAAAAUGAUGUUGUCUGCUAUUUUGGCAUUGACAUUUUAACCUAUGAAGUGUUUACCCAUUUGAGAGAAAAUUGGAAAUGUGGAAAACUUCAUAAUGGUGAACUUAAUUUAAGAGAAGCUAUGUGUCCCACUAUUGAACGUGGAGAUAUGGUUGGUGUUUUUGUUAGAGAUGCUUCACGGCACGAUACAGGAUUACCAUUUGAGUAUUGGCAAUCACUACAAGAUUUUUACAAUAAUAUCAAGAAUAAAUAG